This is a messenger RNA of Asterias rubens (European starfish), 1654 nucleotides long. RefSeq names its product cytochrome c oxidase subunit 4 isoform 1, mitochondrial-like. Bases 104 to 586 code for a protein of 160 amino acids. Gene Ontology annotation, biological process: mitochondrial electron transport, cytochrome c to oxygen. The record is from RefSeq and is a predicted model, not a curated record. The transcript has 4 exons. Lineage: Eukaryota; Metazoa; Echinodermata; Asteroidea; Forcipulatida; Asteriidae.
ACGGUUGCAGGGUUCCGCCGGUCAGCACGUACGCCAUUUUGUUGGGAACACGCAAGAAAAAUUCGCCGGGUUUAACCAAACUUGUGUGUUUGUCUCAAUAACCAUGGCUGUCAAUAUGCUGAGGAUCACGAGCAGGCGAGCGAUUUCCACUUCAUGUCAGCGAUCUUCGGGUAUAACAGUUUACGCUGACCGACUUGACUAUCCAGCACCACCAUGCCGGUUUGUCACAGAGGCUGACCUGACCUCUGAUAUGCAAGCUCUGAAAACUAAGGAAGGGGGUGACUGGAAGGAACUCUCGUUAGACGAAAAAGUAGCUUUGUACAGAUUGAGCUUCGACAAGAGUUAUUCAGAGAUGAGGGCACCUACCGGGGAGUGGAAGUAUAUCGUUGGGGGAGUCUUUGCCGCUUGUGCCGUUGCAAUCUUCUUCUAUGGUCUCCAAAAGAAAUUUAUAGCCCCACCACUCCCCGAAACCAUGUCCAAGGAAUGGCAAGAGGCGGCAGUGAAGUACAACAUCGCUAUCCGCAAUAACCCAGUCACCGGCAUCGCAUCCCAGUACGACUACGAAAAGAACGAAUGGAAGAAGUGAUGAAGGGACAUCCUGCUACUCUAUCCGUCAGGUCAUAGUUAAGUUUCAGUUUUAGGUCCUAUUAAGUGUGAAGCAUGAAGUAUUAUUAUUACUCGGUUGUUAUUAUUAUUACAAAUUGGGGAAAAAGAAAAAGAAUUGAAUACAGAAAGUGGAAUUGGAAAUGGAGUUGUGGGCUGCUGUGUAGAACCUCUUGGUAUUGAUGUAAUUGAUGUAAAGCCUGUUUAUAUUUAUGCGUGACUUUGUUGCAAAUGUUGGUUCAUCUGUUUCUCCGCCGAGUCAUGACAAAGUUCCUGCAAACAUGUACAAAGGCGAAUGGCUGUGUUAUUGGGAGAAGGUUCAUCGAGGCCCAAAUUCAGGGCUCUGCUUACUGCCGAGUUUUGUGCCGACGAUCGCCUUUCUCUGUAAAAUUUCUUUGCUAGCUGUGUAGCAAACAAUGCCUAGUAUGUCGAGUAUGCACAGACACAAGCAUACAUUUCUUGCCAACCUGUGAAAUAUGCUUGGCGUUUGCGCCGAAGUUUCUGAAAGCGCUUAUUCUUUUCUUGCGGAAGCAGAGCCAUCAAAUUGGGCCCAGGCUAGUGCGUUGUUAACAAAUUGACGCAUAAUUAUACACAGGCCAUUAGAAUGUAUAUACACAUGAACUACAACGGAGGACAACAAUCACAACUUCUGGUUUUAAAACUUUUGUUGAUAUAUUCUAAUUAAUUGGAUACUUAAAAGUUCUUCUUGAUCACAAAACUAAACCGAUAAAUAUGUCAUUCUUUGUUUUUAAAAAGUAGAGGAAUAACACUAGUAUAGGCAAAUCAAGUUGUGAUUUUUAAGUUUGCACUAUAUUUUGAAUGUGUUAAUUUUGUUUUCAAUAAAUGAAUACUGAGUAGUCAAUGCAACAAUAACAUACAGUUAUAGGCACAGUGCGAUAAUUUUGGAUUCCACUCUCUAUGCAGAUCGUAGAUUCAAAUUAUUGUUGUACCAAUAGUCCUUUGAAUUAAUACUGAAGUGGUUCUACAAAUCAAAUGAAGGUAUUUAUGUAUGUAUGCAGUGUUCAUUAAAAGAUUGAAAGUUUAUUCUGGA